This is a messenger RNA of Vicugna pacos (alpaca), 940 nucleotides long. Its product is annotated as rhox homeobox family member 1. Lineage: Eukaryota; Metazoa; Chordata; Mammalia; Artiodactyla; Camelidae. The record is from RefSeq and is a predicted model, not a curated record. Gene Ontology annotation, molecular function: DNA binding.
CAGGGGGGCAGCGGGAAUACCGAACGCAGACGCCUAACCGCCAGCGUGUGGCCGUGGAACCUACAGCAGGCACGCUAUAACCCGACCAGGCGCCAGAAAGAGGAUCCGACCCCCGGACCGCCGCGGGCCGCUGCGCAGUCUGCAGAGGCUCAUCGACAGCGCUCGAGACAUGGAGCCUCCGCCCAGACGCAGCCACGAAGACGCCGGUUACCUCAGCCUGGGAGUCGAGGAGCUCCAGGAAGAACCGCAUGAUACGAAGCCUACCGCCGCGACCUCGGUAAUCGUAACGGGAAAAGCUGUCAAGGAAGAUCCACGGCCCGAACCUGAGCAGGGAGCAGCAGCAGCAGAACAAGGCCAUGUAGGCGCGGGAGCUCCCGGCCUCAUGGACGACGAGACCCAGAAGGGCGGCGGCGGCGGCGGUGAGGAAUCCCCGCAGCAGGAGCAGGAGCUGGCCCACGCGGCCACCGAGGAUCCGGAACGCGAGGGCAGCCAGCUGUUCUUCCCCUGCAACCCGUAUGGCUGGGUGCAACUGAAGGAUCUGGAGAGAAUUUUCCAACGCAGCCAGUACCCCGACGUGUUCGCACGAACGGAUGUUACAAUACGCAUGGAUGUGACUGAAGCCGAAGGGCAGGUCAGCAAGCCUGAAAAAAACAACUUGCCAGAGUAGCCAUUGUAAAGCCUGCCUCAGGACUUGGAUACUUUUGUUCUAGACAUUCUCAUGUUGUUGUUUUUGAUGCCUUUUCCAUGUUUGGGAAAUGAGUUUUGAACUUUGGGGGUUUUGGCAAGUGGAAAAUUAGAUAAUUAAACCCCAGUUUAUGGAAAUUGUCCAUUAUCAGAAGUAACAUAAUUUCCUAAGGGAAAAAGAAAAUAAAAGAGAACCAAACUGUUUCUCCUAUGUCUUGAACAAAAUUAAAUCUAAAUAAAGUUCAAUUCCUUCUAA